AUGGCGACGAGCCCGCCUCCGCCGCGCCGCUCCCGCCGGACGCUGGAGCUGCCAGACGACGUCAUGGAGGAGAUCUUCCUCCGCCUACCGGCGGACAACCCCGCGAGCCUCGUCCGCAUCGCCGGCGGCUGCAAGAGCUGGCUGGCCAUGGUCUCCGACCCCAACUUCGCCCCCGCCUACCGCAGGCUCCGCGACGCGCCGCCCAUGCUGGGCUUCCUCUACAACUACCGCUACACCGACGAGGGAGCGCCCUACUGGACGUCCCACUUCCGCGCCGCCGCGGCCCUCCCCCAGCGGGUGCGCCGCGACCGCAAGCACUGGCGCGCUCUCGACUCCCGGCACGGCCUCGUCCUCUUCGACGCCCCUGAGAGUAACGGCCGCCUCGUCGUCUCCGACCUCGUCACCGGGGAGCACUGGAGAAUCAACGCCCACAUAGCGUCCCCGGAUGCGUGUAAUGUUGCAGUGCUCUGUGCCAAGGACGGAUGCAACCACCGUGAUUGCCAUGGCGGCCCUUUCCUCGUGGCCUGCGUGGUCUCCGUCGUGGCAGGGAACCGGAGGAUAGCCAGCGCCAUGUUCUACUCAUCAGUUACUCGCAAGUGGAUUGGCCCGGCCUUCCUCGAGCACCCGAAUGUCAUCGAUGGCAGGGGGCACAGUGCUGUGCUGGGAAAUAAGGUCUAUGUCCCCUGUGUGAAGGAUGGCAGUGUCGUGGAGUACAACACGUCUGAGAACAAGCUAUCUGUGAUCAAGGCGCCAUUUGAGGUCCAGGACCAGAAGAUUGAGCUCAUGGGGGUGGAGGACGGAAUGCUGCUGUUUGCGUCUGUGGUGAAGCCUAGACUCUACCUAUGGUCAAUGGAGGCUGGUCCCAGGGGAGCUGCGGGACGGGCACGAAGCAGGUUCAUCGAGCUCGGGCCGUUGCUCCCUAGUACUGUCCUCGUGGACAACACCGAAGUGUCGGCGGUUGGUUUUGCGGAAGGUGUUGGUAUCAUCUUCAUCAAGACAAGGGUUGGGUUGUACACAAUUCAGCUCAAAUCAAAACAAAGCGACCAGGCAAUAAGGUUGGUGCACAGAGGGUACAUCAAUAAGGUCAUACCCUACAUGAGCUUCUACACUGGAGCAUGGGGGCCUUUGCCAGCAUCUGAUGAAGCUUAA
Molecule: messenger RNA, 1149 nt
Organism: Triticum turgidum subsp. durum (durum wheat)
Lineage: Eukaryota; Viridiplantae; Streptophyta; Magnoliopsida; Poales; Poaceae
Source: the annotation of a GenBank genome assembly